Molecule: messenger RNA, 7278 nt
Organism: Schistocerca piceifrons (Central American locust)
Lineage: Eukaryota; Metazoa; Arthropoda; Insecta; Orthoptera; Acrididae
Product: transmembrane protein 94
Exons: 27
Coding region: 526-4626 (1366 amino acids)
Source: RefSeq, a predicted model, not a curated record
UUCUCACAUGUAACUGCAAUAUGCUACUAGUUGCGACGACACUUCCGUUGCAUGUGUGAACUCGGCUUUAUUAUUGGCGCCAAAAUCGCAUCGGAGGUACGAGAUAGAAUGUCUUUGAAAGCAUAGUGACCGUGUUGUGUUAGUUUUUUGCAGGUGCUUAGAUAAGUUUAUAGUGACAACAAACGCUUACUAACAAUGGGCGGUGUUAUAGCUGCAAGAGCGGAAAUGUAAUAACAGAAGAAAUGAAAGUGCGUGGCUUCCUAAUGUGUGACUGUGUUGUGGUGAUGGUAGCGAUAAUUUGUGCAAGUUUUUGCACCUUAUUCGAUAACAUAUUUGCACGUAGCCGUGUUUUCACACUAAAACAAAAUAUAGCCUUAUAACAGACAAGUGCUUCUGUCUUUCAGCUGUAUGUAGCACUAAAAUCAUCACAGACUAUGUUGAGUUAUCUGUCAGUGUGGAUAAGUGUUCCAAGUCUGCGCGUGCAAGGGGAUCCACAGCAAUAAUGUUUUUUCUUAUCUCACUGACAUGGAUCAUGAACCAGUUUACAGUAAAGAAGGCCUGUCCACAGCAGAGGCACUUACUCGAUUGCACCAAGAUAUAGAAUCUGUUCUCAAGGAACAUCAGUUGUGCCAUAAGAAAAGGUUCAGUAACAUAUGGCAUAAGCAAUGGUUGAGAGAUGCACUACACCAUGAAAGCCGAUACACCACCUUUUGUUGGACUUCUGCAGUUGCCAUUCUUGCUUGCAGUUUUGCGCUGUUUUUUGCAUAUCUUGUAGAUAAAAGUGACAGGUUAUGCUGUCUACUCACACAAGGAAUACUGCUUCUGCUACUAUUGGUGAUCAAUGUAUAUUUGGUUUUGAGAGAGAACAAAUUGCGGCACUCUGAAAUGACUACAAGAAUUCUUGAAAUUCUUCAUCAGUUAAAAGAUGCUUCGGAGACGUGUCAGUGGUAUCCAGAAAAUUACCCACACUUGUGCUCACCAGUCUCACCUUGCAUUACUCUGCAAUGGACUUAUCGUGAUGGAAAACUGGUGAACUUGCCAUGGGCACUCGUUGUGCGUGAUGAUAUUGUCGUCAUCAGACCUGGACAACAGGCUCCUGGGCGAUGUUCUCCGCUCAAUGACCCAGAUGCACCGGAGCUUGAUGCACAUCAGUUUUAUAGUCCACACAAUGACAGAGAUCCUCCUCCAAGCACACCUGUAGCAAGGAAUCCACUAUCAAAUAAAUACUAUAUAAUGCGUGAAACCCCAUAUUUGAGAAAUCUAAAGCUUGUGCUGGACCGUUCACUUGACAGACCUGUAACUCGUUUCAAUCAGUAUCGUUAUUUGCUCACAAUAUCAUUUUACGAACGGAGGCUGCUACCUGCCAUUUUGGGAUGCACAUUGGCGGUCAGUUGUCUUCGAUAUGUUUAUCUACACCCUUGGGCAGGAGCAGGCCCAUGGCCAGAAAUGUUCCUUACUCAACUCGUGAGUGUCUCUCUCCCAUUUUUGCCACUGGUUUUCCCUGCAGCAUGGCUGUUGCUUACGUGUGUCGGCACUGCUCGCAUCCAUGCCAUACUCCAUGCAAAUAUCAAACAGGUUCCUGUGGACCCAUUUGAAGACACUGACCUCACAGAACCCAAACAUGGUGCUGUAGAUGUGAGCUGGAAAAGCGUGAAAGAGUAUUUCCUGAAAGUGCUGUGGGGUAGUGGAGAAAUACCAUCUCGAUCAGCAAAUUUGUUGCAUGUUUUGGGAUCUGUGACAGCAUUGUGCUGUGUUGACAAGAAGGGGAUAUUGUCAUGGCCCAAUCCUACAGCAGAGAAGGUAUUUUUUCUUCGAAAUACUUCCCGUCCUACAAAAUCUUUGAGUCAUGAGAGUGUAGCGACUGGACAAGGAGAACAGAAGCAACAAAUUGUGAACCAGGAUUCUACUGAAGAAGAAAAACUUUCAAAGUCUAGUCAGUUAAAACAUGAUACUCAUGUGCAGACAGUUGCAGAAGUUUUGGAUCUCACACAUGAUCAUACCAGUGCUUUUCGAUUACAAUUUGAUGAUCACACUUGGAAGCAAUAUUUAAAUUCUUUGAAACCUCUGGGUUUAGCUAUACUCCUGAACACAUGCAAUAUGGAGACUCAGGAGCAUUAUUCACAAUUCUGUGCCCAUGUCACAUGUGAAGCUCUGCACUCGGAGAACCUUGUGCCAGUAACCAAUCGUAGAUGUCUGUGUGAACUAGCCAAACAAAUAGGAUUUGUUGACCAAGCUCAGGACAUAUUCAAACUAGAGGAGCAAUUAUCAACUUUCAGGCAUGUUCAACCAGAGUUGGUGCGCCGUGAUAUCAAGUUUGCUAGAUCUUUACCGAUAGCAAAGUUGAAGUUCCCUUUUCCUCACAUGGUUGCUGUUGUAGUUCGAGAACACAGUAGAAGAAAUUUGCAGCUCAUGGCUCAGGGCACUGCAGACAUCAUACUAGACGCAUGCAUUGAGUUCUGGGAUGGUUAUGAUCUAUGUCCACUAACUGCAAGUGACAGGAAGAAAAUCCAAGACUUCUACCAGCGCACAAGUCUGACUGCUUACUGCACAGCUUUUGCAUAUCGUCCUUUGACCCGAUCUGUGAAUAGCAAGCUUUCAAAUGUUUAUCUGGAACUGCCAGCUGACAGUAAGCACCUGUAUGCGCCACAUCGAAGCCCUACACCACUUGCAUGGGAUCCUCGUUGCAGAGGCAUUCUUAGUCGUUUCCAUUCUACAGAUUCACUGUUGGGUAAUGAAGGCCAUGAGGAUGAUGUUGAUGAUGUUGAGGGUUGUUUUGAGCUGCAGUGCAACCAAGUAUUUAUUGGAAUGGUAACAAUGCAGUAUCAAGCUCAGAUUGAUAUGGUUCAACUUAUAGAGCAGUUAGAAAGAGCUUGUAUCCGAUUUGUACACUUCAGUAAAGAGAAUGAACUUCGUUCACGUGUUUUCUCAGAAAAAAUGGGCCUGGAGAGUGGUUGGAACUGCCAUAUAUCUUUGCUGAGUGAGCGUAACAGAUCCGACAGCGGUCAGUCAGACUCAUGGCCUAAUGUGGGUUUUCGACUGUCUUCUCCUUCAUCUCUUCCCAAGUGCUGCACCCUGCCAAAUGAUGAGCAUGCAGAUGAAGCUGCUGGUUUACUCAGUACUCGCAGUGCUGUGGGGAAUUCUAAGGCGCUUAGCUUCUCUGCUCCUAGUGCGAUCAAUUUGGAUUUCUCGCAAGUUAAAUUUGAGGAUGAAACACAUGAUAUGUGUGAUGAAUCUUCUAUUCCUCAGCCUGAAGCACUUACACGAAGCAGUAUAAAUGAUGAACGAGUGACUAGCCAGGACAGCAUGCUAGUGCACAGUGUAGACCUAAGUUCGCAGACAGAAGUCUGGCGUUCCCUUAGCUGUCUUACUGAUAGCACUGAGCAGAGUGGCCUCAACAUCGACAUAUCAAAUCGUGCAAAGCUACCUCGUGGCAUAGACAAAAUCCGUCCACACUUAGAGCAGAUUGACAAUGUUCCGCUACUCGUUUCGUUGUUCACAGACUGUACGCCAUUAACAACAUGUGAAAUGUUGCAUAUUAUGCAAGAGUACAAAGAAGUGGUAUGUGUUUUGGGAUCUGCAGCAAAUGCUGAUAACAUGCCCAUUUUUUUACAAGCUGAUGCAAGUUUCGCCGUGGAGCCUCUGUACCCUCAGGUCUGCCAGAAAAUACCUGCAUUUAUACCUACAAAAGCAGCUCAAGGAGUUUCUCCUGUGGAAUUAAAUCGUAUGCUCAAUUCAAUUGCUUGCUCAAUUACCUUCCAUAGGGAGGAUCCAGUCUCCAUCUUUCACUUAAUAUUGGAGGCUCGUCACUUUAUGCAGUCAGUAACCAACAGUGUCCAGUUUUGGAUGUGUUGUGUGGCCAGUAUAUCAGUAGUGCAGGUUCUGGCCAUUAUCUUCAUGCUGCCUCCAAUCUUCUCUACAGGGCAUAUAAUGUGGCUGGUUUGCAUUAUAGUUCCUCUUCUGUCACUGUCCCUUGUUGGAAAACCGACUGAUCCUCAGGUGAUGCACAGAGCCACUGGGAAAAAUGAAUGUGUUUUCAAUACCCAGGUGGCUAUUUUCAUACUGUGGUGCUAUGGUGCCAAGUUUGCCCUUUCCUGUGUGGCAGUCCUGCUUGUCUAUGUGACAGUGCUCAAGUCAGAAUGUGAUGUUGUGACGGCUUUGUCUGGUGAAAGCAAUAUGACUUGCACAGUUGUGUAUCCUGUAUUACAAGAAGAAUGGGGUGGUUGGGAUCAGCGCAGUCAUGGCUUGCUCUUUGCCCAGCAUGCUGCACUCUCUGCUGCUGUCCUCUUCUUUGUUACGAUAUCUGCUUGCUUUGUACACAGAGAGUAUUCUUUGUGGGUGAAAAGUCCACACAGUAACAUUGUGUGGUUGGCGGCUACAAUGAUCACGUUGCUGCUGCAGAUGUCUUUCUUUGGUAUAAGUUUCUUUGUGUUGUGGUCAAAUCCGGACACCAUUUUGACCGAUAUUCAAGUGCCAUACAAUGCCAUCAUUAUUGGCAUUAUUUCUCCUUUUGUAAUAGUUUCAGUGAAUGAACUUAUCAAAAGGGAAGAAAUUAAGGUCAAUGUUCGAUAUCAGAAACGGGCAAGACUUGAAUUUGGUACAAAAUUAGGAAUGAAUUCACCAUUCUAGACAUACAUAAAGUAUAGCUAUUGCCUUUUACACUUGUAUUAUGUUAUUGCAGAGUUGUAUCUUGCUUCCUCACACGUCAAAGUGAAGGAACAGAUUUACAUUGGAAUAAUUGAAGUGAAUGAAGGAUAACUGUACUAAAAGCUGGACGAAUAAGGAAUGUAAGGAGAGGUUACAAGUUUUAGUGAACAGACUAUCGGGUAGACUGACAAAGAAUACAAUAGAAGCUGUUGCCAGUACAAAACAAAGAGGCAUUGUUUGUUGAAUAUGCAAAGAAUACGAGUAAAGGAUAAUACUUCACACUGUGAUAGGGGCUCCUAAACACAAAACUUGGGGCAGUUAAAUAAGAUCAUGAAAUUCAGAAAUAUCAAACUAAUAGCAAAAAAUAAUGUGUGAAAAUGAAAAGGCUAGGAGUUUUCAAGAAAUUUCGUAUGGAGAUGGGAUGGUUAGUGUUCACUAUUUCUGAUGUCUGUCAUGUGUUUUAUGACAAAUGUGUUAGAGUAAUCAUUAACAUUGAAAACCAGUUUCUGGAUGAGGCAGUGAAUGUUUUUUCCCCAGUGCUUGUGGAUCCCAUGUGUACCUGGUGCAAGAACUAUGUCAGCCAGUGGAAAAUCACUGUCGCGUACAGAAUUUUGUUACUCUCUGGAUCUUUCUGUCAAGAUCGUUUUCUGCCUAUCUCAUUAUUACUAUCCUUCAAAUCUCUCUGGCAUUCCAUUCCUUUUAUUUAAUCUGUAGAUUGUUUCCCCCAUUUGUCUUGCUGUUCUUGAGUUGCUUCAUCCAUGACUGUCAUGUAUGUAUUUUCAAAGAUUCAUAUUCAUGAUUAAUCUGAAGUGAAACUCACAAAACUUCCACUGUAUUAUUUUUGUGCCCAAUUUCGUGGAAGACAGAAUUUCUCAACACAAUGUAGAUCUUUUCUGUCAGCUGUUUAUUUGCACAGACAGAACCCCCCCUCUUUUCUUUUUCCCAUACACAAAAUGCACUGUGUAGGUGGAAAGAUAGUUUAGUGCAACAAUGGACAUGGGAAAAUAUAGAAUGAAGAAAAAUCAAUUGUUAAUUGUAUAUAUGAUUGGAGUUUAUAGGAACAGUGCCCUUGCUGCUUUCAUGAGACUUAAUUUACCUUUUAAAGCAAUGUCGUCAAUCAAAGAAUACAUUGGAAAAAACAUGUGGUGCUAUCAAACUACAUUACUUUGUUAUUGACCAUUUGUGCGUCCUUACCCAAGUCACUGAGUAAAAAAUACAUGCAGAUAGCUCAAUUCAUUCAAUGUUUACUUAUACUGACUUAUAUGAUGCUCUGCUAUAUUGUUACAAAACAACAUGUUACCACAGCAUUUAGUAAGUUCAAACACAGCUUGAUUAAAAGAAUACAAUAAUUAUAUUUUAUCUGAUAUGACAAGACUUUGUCUUAGUACUAUGUAUGUUGCACCAAUGAUGAUAAUUUUAUGUGUGUGUUUCAUACUGGUCUUACAUGUGUAAUAAAUUCAAACGCAAACUAAAAUUGAUGCUACAGUAAGUUUUUUUAAAUUGUUAUAUGCAGUAAGACAACUCUUGUAACUGGUGAGAAUGUUGUGGUUUUGGAAAUGACGUUUAUAAUGAAAUACAUCAAUAAACAUGAACAUUUUCUGCUCAUUGAUUAUUCCAUGUUUGUAACAAACAGAUACGGAAAAUGAUUCUUUUUUUCUGUGACAUUAUUUUAUUAUUGAUUUGUAGAUAAUAUGCACUGGUUAAAUGACAUAGUGUUUAUUUGUUGAGCACUUAUCUGUCUUCAUAUAUUUAUUUUAUUCCAUCCUGGAUUUUCCAUUCUAGCUGGAAAAGCUACUUUAAUUAAAUUUUGCACAUUUCGUUCAAGGUAGCUUAUUAAUAUUUUAUUAUUGGGUUUUUCAGGCAGACAGACAAACAGAUAGACCGGGGGGAGAGUAUAAAAUCCAAGACACACAACAAUGUGCAAAAUAUAUUCUUAACUCUGAAACUGAAACUUUUAUAUUUGCCUAAUGAGGUUAUGCUAAACUCAACAAGUACACUUUCUCCUGAUAUUUUUCUGUGAUGUAUAAUAUAAUUUUCCUGGAAGUUUUGUUAUGACAGGUCCAUAUUACGGCCAAACGUAUGUGUGAAAUAUGAUGGGAGAAAGCGUCUUGUCAGUUGUCUUAAUUUUUAUACACUUAGAUUUGGAGGAUGAAUAAAAAUUGUCUUUUUUUUAGAAUAAACUGCCAUUUGAUUGUAUAUUACUGUAUUUUUCUUCUGUAAUAUCCAGAUUUUGGCUUUCGUGCCAUUAUCAAAUACAGUGUUACCAGAUAUGCUGUAUAAAUGGUCUAAGAACUCUAAGCAUUGUGUUCGGUAAUGACAUAAAAGCCAAAAUCUAGAUAGUAUAGAAGAAAAAUACGGUACUACACAGCCAAAUGGUGGAUUAUUCAUUGAAAAAAUACUGUGUGACUAUGGCUCAGCACCAUCAAAAACUUUUUAAUAAAAAUGGUGUGGGAGACUUAAACUUUCUUUUCGUUUCUCUGAUUACAUGUAAAGUAACAUAACCUCAAAUUCCACAUGGCUGCAGCUCAUUAGUUCUGCAAAAAGAAUGUUGUUCGAAAUCUCUUAUCAACCUGACAAGAUCUGUAGAAACAGAAAAUAAGUUUGAAGGGGUGAUUGUUGAUCAAGACAGGCAAC